This is a messenger RNA of Anthostomella pinea, 1560 nucleotides long. The record is from the annotation of a GenBank genome assembly. Lineage: Eukaryota; Fungi; Ascomycota; Sordariomycetes; Xylariales; Xylariaceae.
AUGUCGGCGCACCAGCUCGCAAGGCUGCUGCCGCUUCCCGAAGACGAGCUCAGCCAGGUGCUCCAGUAUGCUGCCACCUUGUCCAAACCAGAGGCCGCCGAUCACUUUCGCAACCUGCUCGGCGACUCCCCGGAGGCCGUCGACUUCAUCUCCUCCUUCAACUCGAGGCGGCAGGGACCGGCAGCCCCUGCCAGUGAGUGUGUGCCCAAGUCCACGAAGGGUCCAAAGAAGAAGAAGAAGCCUGCUCUGCACACCCCCGCCCCGCGGCAGGUCGCCCAUCUCGGUCCAGCACCCGGCACCGCCUAUAGCAAGAAAGACCUCAAGGAUGACUAUAUCUCGAGACGCUCUAGUCCUGCCGCCGCCUCCAGCAGCGGCUAUGCGUCCCCGGUCAACCCUCCGCAGCACAAGUCGGCAACUCCACCGCCCCCCAGGCCUGCCCCAACUGCUGCUGGUCAUCUAAUAUCUGAUUUCCCAAAGCCCAAGACCAAGCCGACCCCCAAGUCCACGCCUGCGUCGCACUCGUCGACCCCGGUUCCCAAGGCCAAGGUCAAUAUAUCGGGAGGCACUGCUAUGCACGGUGCCCCGACCGCGCUUUCCGACCUGGAACAUGCGAUACGCACCCUCGAGAUGAGUACCAAUCCAACCCAGGCCACCGACCUGGCUGCGAGACGUUGCAACUGUGUGGCAACCCGCCAUCCUCUUCUUGUGGCUGCGCCAAACUGCCUCAGCUGCGGCAAGGUCAUAUGCGUCAAGGAAGGACUGGGGCCAUGCACCUCCUGCGGCACCCCACUGCUAAGCUCAGCUGAGGUGCAGUCGAUGAUCCGCGAGCUACGGAAUGAGCGCGGCAGGGAGAAGAUGGCCGCAGAUCGCGACGCCCACAGAAGAGCCGAGGUCUCCAAGAAGCCGGCUCCCUUCUCCAAACAGCGGGAGACCACCGACGCCGUGAGCGAGGCCGAGUCGAAGGCGCUUGAGCAUCGAGAUCGCCUCCUUGGCUUCCAGUCUCAGAACGCACGAAGGACUACGGUCAGGGAUGAGGCCGCCGACUUUGAUGUUAGCGAUGCUGUGGCGGGCACCGGCGGUAACAUCUGGGCAAGUCCCGAAGAGCGCGCCCGAGAGUUGAAACGCCAGCAAAAGAUCAUGAGGGAGACGGAGUGGAACGCUCGACCAGACUAUGAGAAGCGGCGACAGGUCGUCUCAAUAGAUCUGGUUGGGGGCAAGGUUGUUCGCAAAAUGGCCGCCAUCGACCGGCCCGAAAGCCCCGUCGAGAACGAGCAGACAGACGUUCGCGACACGGCCUUGGAACAGACCACCGGCAACCGACGAGAUGCAGGUGGUGGCACGUUCAGCAAGAAUCCAUUGCUGGGUGGCUUGAUCAAACCGGUUUUCGAUGCUUCCAAGGGCAAAGGCCCCGAACUCGAGGGCCGCAAGACUGGCGCGUCACGUUCUUGGAAACGAGUACAAGAUGAUCUCGACAACAACGAGGCCGUUAUCCUGGACGGCGGGGCAUACGGCGGACAGGGCGACAUUCCAUCAGGUCUGGACGAACCUGCAUGUGGCUGA